Danaus chrysippus (African queen) is the source of this 1536-nucleotide messenger RNA. NCBI's taxonomy places the organism in Eukaryota, Metazoa, Arthropoda, Insecta, Lepidoptera, Nymphalidae. The record is from the annotation of a GenBank genome assembly.
AUGUCAAACAUAGAAGGUGAUUUGAGGGAUGGUCUGUCUGCAAAAGAAAUAUUCGCGAAUAGCGAAGGACUUACCUACAAUGAUUUCCUGUUGCUUCCGGGAUAUAUAGAUUUUACUGCUGAAGAGGUAGAUCUGACUUCUCCUCUGACUAAGAAGAUAAAUAUCAAGGCUCCAUUGGUUUCGACGCCAAUGGACACUGUGACUGAAUCUGACAUGGCCAUAGCAAUGGCCCUUUGUGGUGGCAUCGGAAUUAUUCAUCACAACUGUACUCCCGAAUAUCAAGCAAAUGAAGUGCAUAAGGUGAAGAAAUACAAACAUGGCUUUAUCAGAGACCCUGUCUGCAUGGGACCGGACAAUACAGUUGCUGAUGUGUUAGAUGCGAAAAAGAAACAUGGUUUCACUGGCUUCCCCAUAACAGAAAAUGGAAAGCUUGGUGGUCGUCUCAUUGGCAUAGUAACAUCUAGAGAUAUUGAUUUUAGGGAAGGUUCACCAGAACUAAGUCUUAAAGAAGUAAUGACACCCAUUAAUGAAAUGAUAACAGCUCAGUCUGGUGUAACAUUGCAAGAUGCUAAUUACAUACUUGAGAAAAGUAAGAAAGGGAAACUGCCCAUCAUUAAUGGACAAGGUGAACUUGUAGCAUUAAUUGCAAGAACAGAUCUUAAAAAGGCAAGGAGUUACCCCAACGCUUCCAAAGAUUCCAACAAACAAUUGCUAGUAGGCGCAGCCAUUGGUACACGGGAUUCAGAUAAAGAACGCCUCGAUCUGCUUGUGAACAAUGGGGUAGAUGUCAUUGUUCUUGAUUCCUCUCAAGGUAACUCCAGUUUCCAAAUAGAUAUGAUCAAGCAUAUUAAAAAGACUUAUCCUGAAAUUCAAGUCAUCGGUGGUAAUGUGGUCACAAGGAUGCAGGCAAAGAACCUCAUUGAAGCUGGCGCUGAUGCACUGAGAGUGGGUAUGGGAAGUGGUUCUAUCUGUAUAACCCAAGAGGUUAUGGCAUGUGGCUGUCCUCAAGCUACAGCAGUCUACCAAGUUUCUUCUUAUGCGAGACAGUUUAAUGUCCCAGUAAUCGCAGAUGGAGGCAUACAAUCUGUUGGCCAUAUUGUCAAAUCUCUUGCCUUAGGUGCUUCAACUGUUAUGAUGGGAUCUCUGCUUGCUGGCACCUCUGAGGCUCCAGGGGACUACUUCUUCUCUGAUGGCGUAAGGCUUAAAAAAUACAGGGGUAUGGGCAGUUUAGAAGCCAUGGAGAACAAAGAGGGUAAGGGAUCAGCCAUGAGCCGUUACUUCCAUAAGAAAUCUGAUAAGCAUAGAGUAGCUCAAGGUGUGAGUGGUAGUAUAGUGGACAAGGGCUCUGUUCUUAGAUUCCUACCAUAUCUAAAGGCCGGUAUGCAACAUAGUUGCCAAGAUAUUGGUGCUCGCUCGGUAUCUAUGUUACGAGAAAUGAGUUACUCAGGAGAUCUGAGAUUUAUGAAGAGAACAUACUCAGCACAGCUGGAAGGGAAUGUACAUGGUUUAUUCUCAUAUGAAAAACGUCUGUUCUAA